UUGCUAACGCUGGGCAUAGAGGAUCUCGCGAAGCUCCUUGGAGGCAACAAAGUAGAGGAAGUCAAGGGCACUGGGUUUGAGUCACAAUACAAGGGCGUGAUUGACGCGGUGAAGCUGGCGACCAACGGUACAGUCAAGGUGUUCCGUGUUGAGCUGGAAGGCACGCGGGCAGAGUACUACGUUGUAGGUGUGGACGAGAAAGGAGGCAGGAUUGUAGGGCUUAAAGCACUGGCUAUCGAGUCGUAG
Bipolaris zeicola 26-R-13 is the source of this 246-nucleotide messenger RNA. RefSeq lists its product as uncharacterized. The transcript has a single exon. Lineage: Eukaryota; Fungi; Ascomycota; Dothideomycetes; Pleosporales; Pleosporaceae. The annotation marks the transcript as partial. The record is from RefSeq and is a predicted model, not a curated record.